Auxenochlorella protothecoides is the source of this 1173-nucleotide messenger RNA. Its product is annotated as Cystathionine gamma-synthase, chloroplastic. The transcript has 2 exons. The coding region runs from base 1 to 1173 and encodes 390 amino acids. The record is from RefSeq and is a predicted model, not a curated record. Gene Ontology annotation, biological process: transsulfuration. Gene Ontology annotation, cellular component: chloroplast. Lineage: Eukaryota; Viridiplantae; Chlorophyta; Trebouxiophyceae; Chlorellales; Chlorellaceae. Gene Ontology annotation, molecular function: cystathionine gamma-synthase activity; pyridoxal phosphate binding.
AUGCCACAACCGAGUGGCGACCCCAUUCCUGGGCCCCUUGCCUGUGCCUCUGGCAUACACUCGCUGACCACGCCGAUCGUGCAGACGGCGACGUACACCUUCCGCGACACCGCGGAGCUGAUCGCGUACCAGGAGGGCCGGUUCGGGUCGUACGAGUACGGGCGGUACGGCAACCCCACCACGCGCGCGUGCGAGGAGAAGAUCCGCGCGCUGGAGGGCGCCGAGGACUGCCUGGUCAGCGCGUCGGGCAUGAACUCGGCCACCACAAUGCUGCUGGCGCUGGUGCCCGCGGGCGGCCACAUCGUGACCACCACCGACUGCUACCGGCGCACGCGCCAGUUCAUCGCCACGCUGCUGCCCAAAAUGGGCAUUGGCGCCACGGUCAUCGACCCCUCCGACCUGGGCGGGCUGGCCGCCGCGCUGGACGCGCACCCCGUCUCCCUCUUCUUCUCCGAGUCGCCCACCAACCCCUACCUGCGCUGCGUGGACGUGCCGGCCAUCAAGGCGCUGUGCGCGCCGCGUGGCGCGGCGGUUGUCAUCGACUCCACCAUCGCCACGCCCAUCAACCAGCGCGCGCUGGCGCUGGGCGCCGACCUGGUGCUGCACUCCGCCACCAAGUACCUGGCGGGGCACAACGACGUGCUGGCGGGGGCGCUGGCGGGCCGGGGGGACCUGGUGGCGGCGGUGCGCGCCAUGCACAACGUGCUGGGCGGGGUGAUGGACCCGCAUGCCGCCUACCUGCUCCUGCGCGGCAUGAAGACGCUGGACCUGCGCGUCGCGCGCGCCAACGCCACCGCCGCGACGCUGGCCGCGCGCCUGGAGGAGCACCCGCGCGUGGCGCGCGUGCACUACCCGGGCCUGACCUCGCACCCCGACCAUGCCAUCGCCGCGGCGCAGAUGGACGGGUUCGGGGGAAUGGUGUCCUUUGAGGUGGCGGGCGACCUGUGGGCCACCGCGCGGUUUGUGGACGCGUGCCGCCUGCCCUACAUCGCGCCCUCCAUGGGCGGCGUGGAGUCGCUGAUCGAGCAGCCCACCAUCGUGUCCUACUGGGACCAGGGGCCCGAGGAGCGUGCGCGCCUGGGCAUCCGCGACAGCCUCGUCCGCUUCUCCUGUGGCGUGGAGGCGGCCGAGGACAUCUGGGCCGACCUGGCCCAGGCCCUGGAGGCCGUGUGA